Molecule: messenger RNA, 1632 nt
Organism: Rhipicephalus microplus (southern cattle tick)
Lineage: Eukaryota; Metazoa; Arthropoda; Arachnida; Ixodida; Ixodidae
Product: L-2-hydroxyglutarate dehydrogenase
Molecular function (GO): (S)-2-hydroxyglutarate dehydrogenase activity
Source: RefSeq, a predicted model, not a curated record
AACGCACACUGACAUGGCCGCGCCCAUUUUGCGGCUCUUGAAGCGUCGAGCGUCUUACGGGGCAUCUGUUUUAAACGUUCACUCGCUGCGAUCGCGAAGUUUAUUGCGAUCGGAAUACAUCGUUCGAAUUUCGAGAUGCAUGUGUUUAUACAGCGACCCGGCGAAAGCUCAGCAAGAGUACGACGUAGUCAUCGUCGGCGGCGGCAUUGUCGGAGUGGCGACAGCGAGGGAACUCUCCUUGCGGCAUCCGAAGCUCAAGCUGGCCAUCGUGGAAAAAGAAAACAAACUUGCUGCUCAUCAGAGUGGACACAACAGUGGAGUCAUCCAUGCCGGCAUUUAUUACGCUCCCGGAUCGCUGAAAGCAAAACUGUGCGUGCGAGGACUGGAGAAGUCGUACAAGUACUUCGAUGAGCGCAACAUACCGUACAAGAAAUGUGGAAAGCUUAUUGUGGCCGUUGAACCCGAGGAAAUUCCACGACUGAACGCCUUGGAAGAGAGGGCCAUCAAGAAUGGAGUGAGAGACUUGAAGAGGUUGGAUUCUAAAGAAAUAAAGAGCGUGGAGCCAAACUGCACAGGCUUGCAGGCACUCUGGUCUCCGCACACGGGUAUCGUAGACUGGGGUGAGGUGACGCAGUCAUACGGUCGGGACUUCCUGAGCCAAGGGGGAGACAUCAUCCUGAAUUUCCCUGUCCGCGCAAUCGAGACCGUGGCCGAGAGCCGGUCCAAGACGGGGGGCCUCACACAUCCUGUGAGAGUGGUCAGCGACAAGAAGGCAGUCUGCUGUCGCUACAUUGUCACCUGCGGCGGUCUCUACUCGGACAAACUGGCAGCACUCUCCGGUUGCGAUCCGGAACCCAAGAUCGUUCCAUUCCGUGGAGAGUACCUUCUCCUAAAGCCAGAAAAGGCAGACUUGGUGCGAGGAAACAUCUACCCGGUUCCAGACCCACGUUUUCCUUUCCUCGGUGUGCACUACACGCCUAGGAUGGACGGCAGCGUCCUUCUUGGGCCAAAUGCCGUGCUCGCGUUCCGAAGAGAGGGCUAUGGCUACUUCGACAUCAACGUGCCCGAGCUUGUGGACGCCCUGGCGUUCAGGGGUUUCCGCAAGCUGGUUGGUCGGAACAUGUCCUACGCCUGGAAGGAGCUCUAUCGAGGCGUGUACAUCCGAGCUCAGGUGAAACAGCUCCAGAAGUACAUCCCACAGCUCCAGUUUUCAGAUGUCUCACGGGGUCCCUCUGGUGUGAGAGCUCAAGCCCUGGACCGCGAGGGGCAUCUAGUCGACGACUUUGUCUUUGACAGCGGCGAAGGCGAACUUGCCAAACGCACUUUACACGUUCGGAACGCUCCUUCACCAGCCGCCACAUCAUCUCUCGCCAUUGCUGAAAUGAUUGCGGACAAAGUGCAAGAGACAUUCCAACUCUGACGAGUUCAUCGACACCAAUGCCGUGAGAGUCUGUGACACUUCAUAUCAUCUGCUGUCUACUGAUUGCUCAGGUGGUAUUCUGGGCUUGUGCGAAUAUUUGAACACUUAUAAUAUUCAAACUAAUAGUGCAGCAUUUGCUUCAAUUCUAAUUUAAAUUGUUAAAAAUUGUAGAGUAUACGAAAUAAUAAAUAGAUGUACAUUAAUCCUCGUGA